Messenger RNA from Oryzias latipes (Japanese medaka), 2051 nucleotides. It is a transcript of the gene pdcd4b, whose product is annotated as programmed cell death 4b. Gene Ontology annotation, cellular component: cytosol; nucleus. The record is from RefSeq and is a predicted model, not a curated record. Lineage: Eukaryota; Metazoa; Chordata; Actinopteri; Beloniformes; Adrianichthyidae. Gene Ontology annotation, biological process: negative regulation of DNA-templated transcription.
GAGAAGACCAACACAGUCCCGCGUGACGCUGUUGCUGGGUAGGAGAGACAGAACACCCGAUCGCGUUCGAGUGGGAAGCUCGACAGGCUGAGACGGUGAACCGGUUCCGGUCCGGAUGAUGGCGGCUGACUGCGAGGCUUGGCUCAACUCCAACCCCGUCGACGCUGAGGAUCUCAGCGAUUCAGUCUCAUCUGGAGAAGAAGGCGACAGGAAAUGGUCCGUCUCCAGUAAGACCGUCACCGAGGUCAACGGCGGCUGCGUGGCGUCGUCCAGCAUCCAGGAAGCUCGCCUCAAAGCGAAGGCCAAGCGGAAGCUGAGGAAGAACUCCUCCAGGGAUUCCGGCCGGGGCGACUCCCUCAGUGACAAUGGGGACGUGCUCAAGGGAAGCGCGGCAGCGCCCACAAGUCCCAAGAGUAAACUGAUGGACAGAAAAACCCGCCUGGGGAAGGGCAGAGGUCUGCCCAAAAAGGGUGGAGCAGGAGGAAAAGGUGUUUGGGGAAGAUCUGGAGAACUUUAUGAACCAGUAAAAGUAGACGAAAAGGACCCCAACUUUGAUGAAGACCAGGAGAACUGUGUGUAUGAGACCGUGGUUCCUCCACUGGAAGAGAGCGACUUUGAGAAGACCGUCGCCCCCAUAGUUCAAGAGUACUUUGAACACGGAGACACCAAUGAAGUAGCUGAGCUGCUUUCGGAGCUGAACCUGGGGCCCAUGCGGAGCGAGGUGCCGUCCCUGGCCGUGUCACUGGCCCUGGAGGCCAAAGCCAGCCACAGGGAGCUGACUUCCAGGCUGCUGGCGGACCUGUGUGGAAGCGUCCUGUCACACAGAGACAUGGAAAAGUCCUUUGACAAGCUGCUGGUGGAGCUGCCUGACCUGGUCUUGGAUACGCCUGGAGCCCCUCAGUUGGUUGGACAAUUUAUUGCUCGAGCUGUCAACGACCAAAUACUGUCCAAGACCUACAUCGACGGCUACAGAGGCAAAGUGGACUGUGAAUACGCCAGGGCGGCGCUAGACCGAGCUGUUGUGCUGCUGAAGAUGAGUAAAGGUGGACUUCGAAUUGACGGCCAGUGGAGCAUCGGUGGAGGACAAAGAUCUGUCACACAACUCAUUAAAGAGGUUAAUCUCCUCCUGAAGGAGUACAUCUUAUCUGGAGACUUGAAGGAGGCGGAGAGAUGCCUGAGGGAUCUGGAGGUCCCUCACUUCCACCACGAAUUCGUCUACGAGGCAAUCGUGAUGGUUCUGGAGUCCAAAGGGGAGAAAAUGUUCAAGAUGAUCUUGCAGCUCCUCAAGUCCCUGUCCGUGUCCUCCAUCAUCACUGUGGACCAAAUUAGAAGGGGCUAUGAGAGGGUUUACAUGGACAUUGCAGAAAUCAACAUCGAUGUUCCUCGAGCGUACUACCUACUGGAGCAGUUUGUGGAGAAGAGUUUCAACAUGGAAAUAGUUGGAAUGAAGCUGAGGGAUAAAUGUCCUCGUCGGAGCCGGAAGAGGCUGGUCAGCGAGGGAGACGGCGAGGUGGUGGAAAUGGAACGGUUCUAAGACCAGAACUCCUGGAAGGAGGACAAAAAAGCAGAACCACGAGGUUUUCUCCCUUCUGUUAGAACAAUUCUGGAUAAAGAAAAUGCCGUGUGACUAAAGCAUCAUUUGCCUAAAGGUGUUAGUAGAUAACAUUGACAUAAGCUAUCCCUGAAGUGCCACGCCUCCCAGCAUUCAUCAUUUCCUCUUAUUGUGUAGAACGUUGUUUCUUUGUGUGAUUUCCCAAAAGUGUUUGUGAACAAAAACAAAAAAGACUUGAUUGGUGUUCAGAGCUUUAUGGAGGGGGGGGGGGGGGGGGGGGUUCCAUACAUAAUGGGAGAGCAGUAUUGGGUAGUAAACCGUCUUCUUUUGUGUUUGCUGUGCUUGACUGUUUACCUGCUGCAACACACAGGUGUCAUUCAGGUAGGGAUACCACACAUCAGGUAACGUCCUAGAAGGCUGUACAUAAGGUUUUAUUUUUGUACUUUCACAAGAAUAUCGACCAAUCUGUGUUUGUUUAUUAAACCGUUCAGAACGGAAA